This is a messenger RNA of Penicillium verhagenii, 312 nucleotides long. RefSeq lists its product as uncharacterized. Lineage: Eukaryota; Fungi; Ascomycota; Eurotiomycetes; Eurotiales; Aspergillaceae. The transcript has 3 exons. The record is from RefSeq and is a predicted model, not a curated record. The coding region runs from base 1 to 312 and encodes 103 amino acids.
AUGACGGUGAUGAUUCCGCCAAUAGAGGGAGAGGAGUAUCCGCACUGGAUUGACGUUUGGACUAGUUAUGUGCAUCCCAUUGCCGCAUUCCGCACCGAGAGUGGCUAUACCGGGAUGAACAUCAGCUUACAGUCGAGCGAGUGCUGCAAUUCCCAGCUACCAGGCUCUUUGCCAGCCAACAUCAGGCCUUUGAGCUGGACUUUGGUGGUCGAGGACUGGGGGCCUGCCAAAACCAAUGAGACCGGGGCCGCAUCGCCAGAUACAAUGAAGGUCACUCUGCCCGCCCUUCAUCUACCUAAAUUAGCGCCCUGA